AUGAUGUGGACUAGGGCCACCUGCAUUCUCUCCUUCAUCUUGUUUUUUGUUCACAUAGAAGCUGUAUCGAUUAAGCAUCAUUUAAAAGGAAAUGUACAUGAUGCAGAGUUUGAGGAACAGAAGGAUAUUUCAGAAAUCAACUUAGCUGCAGGGUUGGACCUCUUUCAAGGGGACAUCCUCCUGAGGAACUCCAGAAAUGGUCUGAGAGACCCCAACGCCAGGUGGAAGUUCCCCAUUCCUUACAUUCUGGCGGACAAUCUGGAGCUGAAUGCUAAAGGAGCCAUUCUCUAUGCCUUUGAAAUGUUCCGCCUCAGGUCUUGUGUGGACUUCAAGCCCUAUGAAGGAGAGAGCUCAUAUAUCAUCUUUCAGCAGUUUGAAGGGUGCUGGUCUGAGGUUGGUGACCAACACGUAGGACAGAACCUUUCCAUUGGACAGCGGUGUGACCAUAAGGCCAUCAUCCAACAUGAGAUCCUUCAUGCUUUGGGAUUUUACCAUGAGCAGUCAAGGACUGACCGGGAUGAUUAUGUGGAAAUCUGGUGGGAUGAAAUUAUUCCAGGUCACCAGCACAACUUUAACACCUAUGAUGACAGCUUCAUCACAGACCUCAACACACCUUAUGAUUAUGAGUCUCUGAUGCACUAUGCGCCUUUCUCAUUUAACAAGAAUGUAAGUGUCCCUACCAUCACGACCAAGAUCCCUGAGUUUAACUCCAUCAUUGGGCAGCGCCUGGAUUUCAGUGCCAUCGAUUUGGAGAGACUGAACCGAAUGUACAAUUGCACCACAACUCACACCCUUUUGGACCACUGUGCUUUUGAAAAAGCAAACAUCUGUGGGAUGAUUCAGGGUACCAGAGAUGACGCUGACUGGGACCAUGAGGACAGCACUCAGCCUGGACAAGUGGAUCACACCUUGGUAGGACAAUGCACAGGUGCUGGCUACUUCAUGUUCUUCAACACCAGCUCGGGGUUGGCAGAAGAGGCAGCCUUGCUGGAGUCUCGGAUUCUUUACCCAAAGAGGAAGCAGCAGUGCCUGCAGUUUUUCUAUAAGAUGACCGGAAGUCCUUCAGACAGACUUGCCAUCUGGGUCAGGAGAGAUGAUGGCACAGGCAAGGUUCGCAAGCUGGUCAAGAUGCAGACCUUUCAAGGUAGCCAAACUUGGAAAAUUGCCCAUGUGACACUCAGAGAGGAGAAGAAAUUUCGCUACCUUUUCCAGGGCAUAAAAGGUGACCCCCAGAACUCGAAUGGGGGAAUUUACCUGGAUGACAUCACCCUGACAGAAACUCCGUGCCCCACAGGAGUUUGGACAGUACAUAAUUUCUCCCAAGUCCUUCAGGACACGGUUGAAGGGUCCAAGAUCCUGAGCCCUCGAUUCUACAAUUCGGAGGGAUAUGGUUUUGGGCUGACCUUAUACCCUCAUGGUAGAGUAAACUCCUUGAGCUCUGGCUACUUAGGACUUACUUUCCACCUGUGCAGCGGUGAGAAUGAUGCUAUCCUGGAGUGGCCGGUGGAAAACAGACAGGCGAUCAUGACAAUACUGGACCAGGAACCCGACGCCAGGAAAAGAAUGUCCUCAAGCAUGGUGUUCACCACCUCUAAGUCCCAGACAGCUUCAGCAAUAAACGGCUCAGUCAUCUGGGACAGACCAACCAUCGUGGGAACUUAUGAUAAGGACUGUAACUGUUACAGAAGCAUUGACUGGGGCUGGAGCACUUUCAUCUCCCACAACAUGCUGAAGAGGAGGAGUUUCCUUAAAAACGACGACCUUAUCAUGUUUGUGGAUUUUGAAGACAUUACCUACCUGAACCAGACUGAAGUCACCCCUAGAAACACAAGGCUGACCCCCCAAGGCCUUGUUCUCCAAGGCCAGGAGCAGCAGGCCUCAGAAGAAGGCUCAGCGCAGGCCUCGUUAGAGACCAUCCCCGACAGCCAGGGCAACGGGCAGCCCGGGCGGCAGAAGCGGUCAGCGGAGAGCACGGGCCCCAUGGAGGACCACAACUGGCCCCCGUACUUCAGAGACCCGUGUGACCCGAACCCUUGCCAAAACGAAGGCCUCUGUGUGAACGUGAAGGGCAUGGCGAGCUGCAGGUGUGUCUCCGAUCAUGCCUUCUUCUACACGGGAGAGCGCUGCCAGGCCAUGCAGGUGCACGGCAGCAUCCUGGGCGUGGUCAUCGGAGGCACCGCCGGCGUGCUCUUCUUGACCUUCACCAUCAUCUCCAUGCGUUCCAAAAAGUCGAGGCAGUGACCCGCCUGCUGACAUCAGCCAGAUCGAAGAAGCUCUUCCUCUACUCACACCUCUGCUCCUGUGCUGAACACAGUUUGGGGUGGGUUUUGUCAGCCUUGUUUUGAACAGGCCUCUGAGGACCAAGGCCUCUAGCCUCCUGUGUGACCAGUAUGGAUUUUCUGUCCCCAACCCUCUGAUUCUGUUACCCUGCUAUGUGCUCUGAAUGUAUCUACUGUGUCUGUGACAGCACUCACUGCACUUCUUUGUAAAUCACUUGUUUAACUGAUUGUCUUUCCCACAAACUGUAAGCUCCAUGCAGGCAGAUCCUCAUAUCACGCCAGCGCCAAUGCCUGGAAGCAAGAUGGCCUAGCCCAGUGGUUCUCAACCUGUGGGUCGCAACUCCUUUGGCGGU
This is a messenger RNA of Myotis myotis, 2632 nucleotides long. It is a transcript of the gene MEP1A, whose product is annotated as meprin A subunit alpha. The transcript is spliced from 14 exons. Gene Ontology annotation, molecular function: protein binding; metalloendopeptidase activity; zinc ion binding. Bases 1 to 2241 code for a protein of 746 amino acids. Lineage: Eukaryota; Metazoa; Chordata; Mammalia; Chiroptera; Vespertilionidae. Gene Ontology annotation, biological process: proteolysis. The record is from RefSeq and is a predicted model, not a curated record. Gene Ontology annotation, cellular component: membrane.